This is a messenger RNA of Penicillium nucicola, 2625 nucleotides long. RefSeq lists its product as uncharacterized. The transcript has 3 exons. NCBI's taxonomy places the organism in Eukaryota, Fungi, Ascomycota, Eurotiomycetes, Eurotiales, Aspergillaceae. The record is from RefSeq and is a predicted model, not a curated record. The coding region runs from base 1 to 2625 and encodes 874 amino acids.
AUGAAAUCUUCCGACCGACUAGGGGGCUUCCCCCACCAACUUGGUGGCCGUUUCCGGGAAGCGCUUCUCUUCGCUCUCGCCGUCGCCAAAUCUCCUCAGGAACAUAUUGACAUCGGAUGGGAAAUUUCACGCAAAUACUUCUUUUCCGUCAUUUUUAUCUCCCUCGUGCUGUCGAAAUGCUUCCAUGUCUUCAUCCAUUUGAAGUCACUGACACUCUCCUCCCUUCUCUGGGGCCCCACCUUCUUCUUGGUGGAUAUCGUAUUGAUCCUGGUCGCGUGCGGCCUCACCCGGUCAUUUCAAUGGCGUACUACUAGAGACAUAGCAGCUGCGGUCAUUGUGAUCUUCAGUCUUGGUGUUUCUGGAAUGAGCGCUGCUAAUAUCUCCUUUUAUGUUCAAACCGGCUUGGAGAUCUACUGGCGAAGAUCGAAAACAUUCCAUAAGAGUGUGUCCGCCAAGACUGUCUUGGGAGGGUUAUUUGUCGCGUUCCUCGUCGAGGGAUUGAUCAUGGUUGGUGCAUACUUUGCUACACCGUAUUUAUUCCGUGCUACAGAUGCGUUUCUGGAGGUCUGGGCUUCAGUCUUCUCCGCCGCGUUCAGUCGCUGCCGUCGCAAGAAGCCCUUGCCAGACCCAGAGAUUUACGAGGAGAUCGCUAUCGAUGACUACCAUGACAGCGACAGUGAUUCGGUGGCCUUGCUGGAUACGCCUAGAGUUCCUCCUGUACGGACGACACACUCGCUAUGGAAGCGUGCGAUCAUCGUCCUGUGCAGCUCCGUGGUAAUUCUCCUGAGUCUUAUUCGUCCACAGGAUACAGCUUACAGCUUCCUCUCUGAGUCUCUGCCUCUCGCGCCGUUUGGUGGCCCCAAAUAUCGGCCCGCCCAUGUAACCGCCGCAACGCUACCGGGUUAUUACCCUUUGCUGAAGGAUAACUCUGCUUUGGAUCAUUUCCCGACAUUUGACUGGCUCCCUGUGGACGACGCAACAGGUGAAUUCCCUGAUUGGUCGCCUUUCCGCUACCUUGAGUUCAACAGGACAAUCCAGGAAUCUAAAUAUGCCCACUAUAACCCACUGAAAGAUCCUUUGCAUAUUCCGAACCUUCAAAACAACAUUUUGGAGCCUCUUCGGGAUGCGCUUCACAACGGAAGUGUGAAGAUUAAGCAUAUCAUUCUUGUCAAGUUGGAAAGCACUCGCCAGGAUAUUUGGCCCUUCCGCUCGGACUCCUUCAUGAUGGAUCUCAUUGAUAAGUCAUACAAAAAUGGCAGUAUCCCCAAGGACGUUAUGGCCAGAUUAUCCAACCUCACCCCCACUGCUGAGAGGCUGACCGGAUUCGAAACCGGCUUCCGCAAGGGCGAGGAGCAUCCCAAGCCAUAUGGAGGCAUCAGUGCAAGCAAAGCUUACACAUCAGGUACCUAUACUCUGAAGAGUAUCACGGGCACUGUUUGUGGUGCCAACCCCAUGGCUGUCGAAAACCAACUCGAGUAUAUGCACGAUAUUUACCAGCCGUGUUUGCCGCACAUUUUUGAAGCAUUAAAUCAUCAGCCUAACACAACCGCCGAGGGUGCUGAUUGGACUUCUUGGCCUUGGCACACUAUGUGGAUGCAAUCGCACUACGGUACCUGGGAUAAGCAGGAGAAUCUCACUCCUCAUCUAGGCUACAAAGACAUCAUGACAAGAGAAUCUAUUAAUGACAAUGGGAGGAAAUACAUACCGGAAGAAAAUGAAGAGGAGGAACAUCAUGGACACGAGGACAAGGUUUUGAAGAACUAUAUUCGUGAUCUGUUUGCCGACGCCAAAAAGAACAAUACUCGUGUCUUCCUCAGUCAUUUGACCCACAAUACCCAUACUCCUUACUUCAUCCCCGGUGAAUACGAGGAAAUGUUGGGUGAUGCGGGUUCCGGUCUCAACUUGAAGUUAAACAGACAUCUCAAUACCAUGCACUACCAAGACCAGUGGAUUUCUGAGAUCCUUGAGGUUCUUGAAGAAGCUGGUGUUGCAGACGAGACUCUCCUUGUCAUGGCCGGUGAUCACGGUCUAUCACUUCCUAAUGACGGUGGUAUCACAGCCUUCCAUGACCCCCAUGUUGCCAGUUUCCAUGUGCCUCUGUUCUUCUCGCACCCCAAGAUACCUCAAAUCGAAGUUGAUAGCCCGGUUCUCUCAACUCAAAUCCUUCCCACCCUCUUGGAUCUCCUCAUUGAAACCGGCUCAAUGGACGAGCAAUCCACAAAGAUCCUUAAUGACUUGUUGCCAUUGUACGAGGGCCAGUCAAUGCUACGACCACUCAUCACCGAGAAAGACGGCAAGCAAGAAUGGCAUUUCUCUACAAUGAACCCUGGCGGAACAUGGGUUUCCAUGCGAUCCGCGGCCCAGCCAUACCGCCUCGUCGUACCUCUGGUAGCUGAUGCACCAUGGCGAUUCACCAACGUCAUCAAAGACCCCUUUGAGCUGUCUCCCGAGGAAGACCUUGAUGUUGUCACUCUGAUUGACGUCGUGCAGAACACUGCUGGCGUCGAUGCAGCCAGGUGGCUGAAUGAGGCUGCACAUGUUGCUCAGUGGUGGAUCUUGGAGAACAGACGGCGCUGGAAGUUCGAUCCUAAUAACCCGGAGUCUCCCAACGGGUUGAUUGUUUGA